UAACUUAAUGCUGAAGUAAACAAAACUAACCUUAAUUUUAGUCCACGAUAUAGUUAAGUAGAUACUAUAUAGUCCACGAUAUGAUUCCAACAAGUACAUUUAUUUGAUACUUAUCAAUCAUUAAUUAAUAUUAUAGAAUCAAAGAAGAAUUUAUCAUUAUAAAAAUGUCGAGACCAGAAUAUUCAGCACCUCCAGAAAUUUUCUAUAAUGAGAGAGAAGCUAGGAAAUACACACAAAAUUCUCGUAUCAUCGACAUUCAAGUUCAGAUGUGUGAAAGAGCAAUUGAACUUUUACUUUUACCAGAAGACAAACCCUGCUUUUUAUUGGAUAUAGGUUGUGGUUCUGGACUAUCUGGAAGUGUCUUAGAGGAUAAUGGACAUAUUUGGAUUGGGAUGGAUAUUUCUUCAGCUAUGUUAGAUGUUGCCGUUGAAAGAGAAGUAGAGGGAGACCUAAUGUUGGCCGACAUGGGUCAAGGAAUUCCUUUUCGUGCAGGAGUUUUUGAUGGAGCUGUCAGCAUCUCUGCCCUCCAAUGGUUAUGUAAUGCUGAUAAAACAGCACACAAUCCAGUUGAGAGGUUGAAUAAAUUUUUCAGUAGCUUAUAUGCUUGUCUUAGCAGAUCAGCAAGAGCAGUUUUACAGUUUUACCCUAUAAGUAGUGGCCAGGUAGAUUUAAUAACACAACAAGCUAUGAAGGCAGGAUUUUAUGGAGGUGUUGUGGUAGACUACCCUAACUCUACUAAAGCAAAGAAAUUUUUUUUGGUAUUAAUGACAGGUGGAAACAUGGCAUUACCCAAAGCACUUGGAAGUGGUAACGAUGUAAAUAUUUCAAAACGUGAAAGGUUGAAGAAUGCUAAAGGAAAGUCCUUGAAAAGCACCCGAGAUUGGAUCUUGGAUAAAAAAGAAAGGAGAAGGAGGCAAGGUAAAGAAACAAGAGCUGAUUCGAAAUAUUCAGGCAGAAAAAGGAGUUCAAAAUUUUAACUAUUUUAAUUUUCAUUGUGUAUACAUAAUCUUUAGGAAUGUAAAUAAAUUAUCAUAAACAAA
Molecule: messenger RNA, 1040 nt
Organism: Harmonia axyridis
Lineage: Eukaryota; Metazoa; Arthropoda; Insecta; Coleoptera; Coccinellidae
Product: probable 18S rRNA (guanine-N(7))-methyltransferase
Exons: 6
Coding region: 165-977 (270 amino acids)
Biological process (GO): rRNA (guanine-N7)-methylation
Cellular component (GO): nucleolus
Molecular function (GO): rRNA (guanine) methyltransferase activity
Source: RefSeq, a predicted model, not a curated record